Molecule: messenger RNA, 2330 nt
Organism: Cuculus canorus (common cuckoo)
Lineage: Eukaryota; Metazoa; Chordata; Aves; Cuculiformes; Cuculidae
Product: NADH-cytochrome b5 reductase 3
Exons: 9
Coding region: 395-1381 (328 amino acids)
Cellular component (GO): mitochondrion
Molecular function (GO): oxidoreductase activity; FAD binding
Source: RefSeq, a predicted model, not a curated record
GGGCGGUGCUGGUAGCGGCUGCCGUGGGGCUGCGCUCUGCCCCGCUUCCCGCUGCGGCAGGAGAGGGCAACGGAGCGGCCCCGAGGCGGGGAGCGACGCUGGGUGCCCGGGCGGAGGGCGGGGUCGCCGCCGGGCGCCGCACUCUGGGGGGAGCGGGGGAGCUGGGAGCCGCCUCGGCAUCGCCCCCGGGCAUUCCCCCCGGGCAUCCCCCGAGCAUUUCCCCCGGCAUGCCCCUGGGCCCCUACGGAGACCUUCCCGUGCCGGGCGUGUUGUAUUGACACCGUGCCGGCGUGAGCCCCCCCUGCUCCGUGCGUGGGUGCCCCUGGUUCUGUGCGGGCAUCCCCUGCUCUGCGCAUGGGGUGACGGUGCCAGUGUGGCAUCCUUGGCUCUGCGCAUGGUGCCACUGUUCCAGCAUGGGCUCCCUUGGGGUAACAGCGCCAGCAUGGAUACCCCCUGCUCCACGCACGGCGUCAUGACUCCUGGCUCCAUACUUCAGUUGGGUCGGGUUGUGACAUACCCAAUAUGGCUCAUCUACACCACCAUCCUGAGGCUCUUCAGAAAUCCCCAUCCUGCAAUUACUCUGAAGGAUCCAGAAGUGAAGUAUGCAUUGAGGCUGAUUGAUAAGGAGGAAGUUAGUCAUGACACAAGAAGAUUUCGAUUCGCUCUUCCUUCCAUGGAUCAUGUUUUGGGUCUCCCUGUAGGACAGCAUAUCUACCUGUCUGCACGUAUUGAUGGGGCUCUUGUUAUUAGACCCUACACUCCAGUUUCUAGUGAUGAUGACAAAGGCUUUGUGGAUCUUGUUGCCAAGAUCUACUUUAAAGGUGUCCAUCCGAAGUUUCCUGAUGGAGGGAAGAUGUCUCAGUACUUAGACAGCCUGAAAAUAGGGGACACUAUUGACUUCAGAGGACCAAGUGGCCUGCUUGUGUACAAAGGAAAAGGCGAGUUUGCUAUUCGGCCUGAAAAGAAAGCUGAACCAGUUACUAAGAAAGUCAAAUAUGUGGGGAUGAUUGCAGGAGGGACAGGGAUAACACCUAUGCUGCAGAUCAUUCGAGCAAUCAUAAAAGACAAAGAUGACCCUACCGUUUGUCAGCUGCUGUUUGCUAAUCAGACUGAGAAGGAUAUCCUGUUACGUUCCGAGCUAGAGGAGAUCCAGGCUCAGAAUCCCAAUCGCUUUAAGUGUUGGUACACACUGGACAGAGCACCUGAAAAUUGGGAAUACAGCCAAGGAUUUGUGAACCAAGAGAUGAUCAGAGACCACCUGCCCCCACCUCAAGAUGAUGUUCUGAUCCUCAUGUGUGGACCUCCUCCAAUGAUCCAGUAUGCUUGCAUUCCCAACCUGGACAAACUGGGCUACACCAAGGACAUGAGGUUCUCCUUCUAAAGAAGAGUGAUAACUCAGUGAUCUUGUGUAGAAGGGAAGGAAAAGAUAUUUAAUGGGGAACAGGACAGCUGAUGCACAGUGCUGGGAAACUACAUUUACAUUAAAAAUGCUUCAUAUUUUCUGAAUCUCUGGCAAGUAAGACACUUAACCUUAGCUGUACCAAAACUGUACUCUAUAUUGCACAGAAACAACUGUGUUGUGGGAAGGUAGUGGUGCCUACCGCUCACCUAUGUUGUCCUUGCCAUGUUUGUCAUACAGAAAGACUGUACUCCAUCUGAUGACAGUAUAGCUGCUUUGGGCAGUAAAUGCUUAUUUACCCUUCUCUCAGCACUGUAAUCCAAUAGCAGUAAUAGCCUACUUCCUAACACUGUGCAUACCCGGUAUUUUAUUUAGUAUGAAGUAUGAAAAUAUGCAGAAUGUGCUGGAUCAUUCACCUUGCUUGUGCCAAAUUUUAAUCCUUACAGAGCUUUUACAGUAUGAGGUUGAGGAGCAUUUGCUUUGUGGGCAUAAUCUUUGUGACAUUAGAAGGUUAAAGGUGCUUGUUCAGUGAAGGAUGAUUGUUUAUGAGUGAAGUUGUUCGAGUUGGAUUGUUAAUCAGAGGGGUAGACAAAAUUUCUUUCCUUUGUAUUUUGGGAUAGCCUCUCUUAACUGCAGACACUGUUCCAGCUGGUCACAGCUCUUAUCUGUGGGCAAUGAAAGAAACUACAGAAAGCAAGCGGCUUUGUGCACUGUUCCACAAAUGCCUGGAAUUUUUGCUUGUAUGUGUUUGAAAAAAAUUUGAAAAAAAUACCAACUUUUAGAUCUACUUUGACAUACCAGAUGGUGCCAUGGAAGUACAAAGGCAAUUGUUCUGCAUCUCCUGUGCAGUGAAAAAUGUGCUGGGUGAAAACUGGAUAUGGUUUUAGUUUCUCCUUUCACAGAGAUGGAUUUGGAACAAAGGGAGCUCAGG